AUGACAAAAGACUUGCCACGCUCCGAGUCACUAUUGAGCACUACCAGUUCCAUCAAUGAAGGAGGGCGUCAAAGAAAAGCUGACAUGUCUGCUGCUGCUGCCGCUGCCAUGGUAGCAGCAGCCAAGGCAUCCAAGCGUUCGGCAGCUCUCAAGUUAUCUUCCGACCCCGCUUCACUUGGGAAAGAGCUUGUUCACAGAGUUGAUACGCGUACUAUUCACACCAUUAUUGAUAAUAUUCUUACUUGUCGAGUUGAGGAUUCGCCAUUGGACACACCAUCGCCAUUGCUUGACAAAUUCAAAGCUGAUUCAACAACUACCAGUGUUGCAGGUGGCAACGAGGAAGUUCCCCACUGUCUCUUCACGCCAGAGAUUCAAAGACAGGGCCGUCAUGAUCAAUCAGCAGCAAUUGCUUCUCCGCUCGCUUUGAAGAACAAUGCACAAACCGGCAGCACAUUAUCUGAACGCCAUGUCCUGAAACGAGAGGCCGCUGUAGAUGAGCUGCUCACAACAGAAGAUAGCUAUUGCAGAGAUCUCGAUAUUCUUGUCAAUCAUUUCUUCAAAGGCAUCAAACAUGCCAAAUGCUUAUCUGAAUCAAUACAUAAUCGAUUGGUGAGGAACGCUGACGACAUUUUACAAUUCCAAACCAAAUUCAUGGAAGCAUUACGGCAAUCCAGCAUGGUGUUGAAGGAAUCAAUGAUGGAUGAACGUGUCAUCAAUAUCGCACAAUGCUUUUGCGAAUGGGGAGACAAGUUUCAAGUAUACAUUGAUUACUGCAUGUAUCACGACAAGGCAUGUGCUUUGCACAAAGACCUGAUUGAUACCAACCCAGCAUUUGUAUCCACGCUCGAGAAGCUCCAUUUGACCAAACGCCAAGCUGACGCCAAUGGACGACGCAAAUUCGAUGACUAUCUCAUUAUGCCUGUACAACGGUUGUUCAAGUACAAGCUGAUGCUCGAAUCCAUCCUUAAAACGACCCAGUCCGAUUCAAAGGAGCACAAUGCUUUGCUAAAGGCUCUAAAAGUGAUGCAUGGUGUCGCCAUCAACCUCAACUCGAAGAAAUCGAUCAUGGAAGCUGAGAGAAAGACACGAUUAUUCAUGAAUCGUAUAGAGCCUGAUUGGGUGAAUGCUGCAUCCAAACGAUUCUAUGGGCUAUUAGGAUCAUGUACUUUGAUUGGGACAUUGGAUGUCCGUGCGUGGCAUGAAGGACCUAAGGUUAAACGACUUGGAUGUGCAUUAUUCAAAUCCUACAUGAUCAUUGUCAAGGCCAAGAAAUAUGACAAGUAUGAACCACGCCAUUGGUUUCCCUUACGCAUUUUUGAUCUUGAGGACUUUCCAGAUGACCAUCCCAGCUCGUACCAUACAUGGUUCUUAAGGAACGACCAAUACACGAUCGAAUUUGGUGCCAUGUGUGAACAAGAGAAACAAAUAUGGGUGGAUGCAUUACGAAGAGCUAUUCAAUCUAGCAAAGAAAAUGGAGUCGAUGGGCAAACACCCGGCAAUGCAAUCGAAGAACUUUUUGUAUCCUCUCUCAAUAAUAUUACACCAUCCACAGCAUCCAGCAAUGUACAGCUUCAACAACAACAACAACCACACAUAUCAUCUUCAACCACCAGCUUAAGUAGUUACGCAUCACGCAAUGAGACGUCUACAGGUGUAGUAGCAAGUGGUAUUGACAAGCCAGAUACGCCUCAUACAACAGCUUCAAACGACACAUUGAAUGAUGAUUCACCCACACAUUCCGCAUCAGCCCAAAGUAGCAUGCUUAAUUCUCCAGGCAUGCGAUCACACGCCAGCUUUGGAGAUUUUUAUGAUUUCGUCACGCAUACGGUUGCUGACAUUCGUAUUCAGCGUCGCCAUCAACAACACAAUGUACGCUGCACCAACAUUGACAACAAAUUUGAGGACGUUUGCACAACGCCUAUAUUAACAGCUCGUACACAAGCACGUCAUGAUCGAUAUAGUGGAGUCGAUCAAUGGAAACGAAAGAGCCGUAUGGGCAAAUCAGCAUCCAUGCUUGCAUUCACCAAUGUUGUAGAGGAAGAACGAAUCCUACAGCAGCAGCAGCAGCAUCAACAGCAAUCACGUGUUUGUAAUAGCUCAGCAAUGUCAUCCCCUAGAGAUGCCAACAAACAUGGUAUGACUGAAGCAUUCAAGAGCGCUGUGCGUCGCAAAGCUUCACUUCCAAGUCGACUGCGGAUGUCCGAAUCAAUGGUGUUUGAUGAUAUCACAGCAAGAAUGGCAGCAGGAUCUGCACCACCGGCAACCACAGCACCGAUAUCAGCACCCCAACAACCUACGUUAUCUAAUACUGCCAACCAACCUCGUACUAGUGAUCAGAUGAACGAAUCUGAAGUUUACCGAAAACGAUCCUUGUCAUCACAACAUCGUCACCAACCGCCUCCUGUCAAUACUGAAAGCAUGAUUUUUAAAUUAUCAAGGCGAGGUUCUUCUAAUACAAGUAACCAAGCUCAUCCAAACAACAAAAAGACUACAGCUGCUGCUGCUGCUGCUGCUACUUCUCGUAAUGCUGAUCUUCCACCAACACCAGGCUUGCAACGAUCCUUUAGUGCUGCUACGAUGGGAUUUGCACGUUCAUCAUCCAAAUUUUUUGGCCGUGUCGUUGAAAAGUUGGGCACCAUUGGUACCCCUAGACGUGCAAGGCGAUGUGCAACGCAUCUUUCAGACAAGACAAGUACUACAUCAACUACACCUUCGUUCCAUUCAGCGGACAUUUCACUACAAAAUAAGACAUCCAAAAAGCCAAGGAGAUCUUUUAAGAAACCACCACCAUUGCUGAUUCCAGAGUCACCCGUAACACGUCCUGAUUCACGGCAUGGAGGUCGUCUUGCUCAAUAA
Messenger RNA from Lichtheimia ornata, 2856 nucleotides. RefSeq lists its product as uncharacterized. The record is from RefSeq and is a predicted model, not a curated record. Gene Ontology annotation, molecular function: guanyl-nucleotide exchange factor activity. NCBI's taxonomy places the organism in Eukaryota, Fungi, Mucoromycota, Mucoromycetes, Mucorales, Lichtheimiaceae. Bases 1 to 2856 code for a protein of 951 amino acids. The transcript has 7 exons.